ACUUCGUAGGUGCGGACAGGUUUUCGCUCUACCCCGACACAAACCCGACCCGUUACGCCGCACCACUCUUCUUCCUCUGCUCCGCCUCUUCACCCAGCGUCUUCCGAUUGCUGACGGAUCCCUCUUCGCCGCGGCCGCCGCCGCGGACCGACCGUGGGAGAGAAGGCGAGGCGGGAGCGAUGGAGGCCGCCGACUACGGCAAGCUUUUCGUCGGCGGCAUCUCAUGGGAGACGAGCGAGGACCGCCUCCGCGAGUACUUCGGCCGCUUUGGCGAGGUCACCGAGGCCGUCAUCAUGCGGGAUCGCAGCACGGGGCGUGCCCGCGGGUUUGGGUUCGUGGUCUUCGCCGACGCCGCGGUCGCCGAGCGCGUCACUAUGGACAAACACACUAUCGACGGACGAAUGGUGGAAGCAAAGAAGGCUGUUCCCAGGGACGACCACAGUAUUGUGAGCAAGAGCAACGGCAGCAGCACAGGGUCACCUGGACCAGGACGCACCAGGAAGAUCUUUGUUGGAGGCCUGCCCUCGAGCGUCACAGAGGCUGACUUCAGAAGGUAUUUCGAGCAGUUUGGCAUCAUCACCGAUGUGGUCGUGAUGUACGACCACAACACACAGAGGCCGAGGGGCUUUGGGUUCAUCACUUACGAUUCAGAAGACGCCGUGGACAAAGCCUUGCACAAGAGCUUCCAUGAGCUCAAUGGUAAAAUGGUUGAGGUCAAGAGGGCAGUUCCAAAGGAGCAGUCUCCUGGACCCGUCGUACGUUCACCUGUGGGAGUGGGGCAGAACUAUGCUACGAACAGGGUUCAUAGCUUCCUCAAUGGCUUCAACCAGGGUUACAAUCCAAACCCCAUAGGAGGUUACGGCAUGAGGGUGGAUGGAAGGUAUGGCUUGCUUUCAGGUGCACGGAAUGGGUUCUCUUCUUUUGGCCCAGGGUAUGGGAUGGGCAUGAAUGUUGAAGGUGGGAUGAGCGGAACAUUUGGUGCAAGCUCUGGUUUCAUCAGCAACUCCAAUGGUAGGCAAAUGGGUUCGUACUUCAAUGCAAGUUCGAACAGACUGGGUAGCCCUAUUGGGUACCUUGGUCUUAAUGAUGUUCCGGGAUCAAUGUUGAGUUCCAUGUCUAGGAAUGUUUGGGGUAAUGGAAGUCUAAACUACCCGAGUAAUCCUACAAACAUGAGUGCUUUUGCUUCACCUGGAAAUGGGAGCCAAGUCAGUCUUACUGGUGACAAUUGGGGAGGUCUUCCUUCUGCUCAUGGGAUGGGCAACAUUUCAAGCCUUGGGUCAGGGAACCUUGCUCGUGGAGCUGGAGAUAAUAACUUCGGUUUGCCUUCUGGCAGCUAUGGAAGGAGCAACUCAACUGGUACAAUUGGCGAGCCUUUUUCUGCAGCAGGCAAUACAUAUGAUGUAAACAAUCCAGAUACAUAUGGGGGCAGCUCUAUUUAUGGUGGCACAGCCUGGAGGUUCACAUCAUCUGAGGUUGACAUGCCUUUUGGUCAUGAUAUUGGAAAUUUUGAUCCGACAAUCAAAUGAGACAUGUCGGCAAGUCACAUGUGCAACUAUCCUGUUAACAACAAUCAGCCAAGCAGAGGCAUAUGUGCAGCAGCUGGAGAGCAGUAAGCUGAAGCUUGCACAACUGGAGCAGUAAUACCAGAAAAGCUUAGGGAUGGUGGUACCACUUCCUAGGGUGAGUAUUACUAUAUCCACAUAUGACUUGGUGUAGAUGAAACACCCAUUCAGUCAGGCAUCCGGGUGCGCGGCCGUGAAUCGGUGAUUGUCAGAUUAAUAUACAGGUUAGUUUUGUCUAGCUAACCAGCGGGUGUGGUUUGCGAACACCAACAUGCUAGAGAUGGAGCUGCUAGAGGAGAAGCGGAUACAGAAACACUUUGUGGAGGUUUUUUUUUGGGGUCAUGUUUUAGUUUUGAUUCUUACGCGUGCGUGGUGAGGCCUUUUGGUUUUUGAAUGAGAUGUAAUUAUUGCGGCACAUAUUUAGAAGCCAUGUUCCAACUGGGGAUUACAUUUUCGUUUUGUAAUCCCAAAAACUGUUUUGUUGACCAAAGUUUGACUUUAUAUUUUUAAAUUCUAAACUGAAAUACAAAAAAUAAAAAUCCGGACCGGACCGAAAACGGUAAAUUUUACCGCCACUUGAAGUUUAA
Molecule: messenger RNA, 2149 nt
Organism: Zea mays
Lineage: Eukaryota; Viridiplantae; Streptophyta; Magnoliopsida; Poales; Poaceae
Product: heterogeneous nuclear ribonucleoprotein 1
Exons: 5
Coding region: 180-1526 (448 amino acids)
Biological process (GO): regulation of translation
Molecular function (GO): mRNA binding
Source: RefSeq, a predicted model, not a curated record